CGUGAUAAGUUCCAUUCCAUCUCUGCCUUUUCCCCUUGUAGGGUUCCUCGUACCAUGGCUUCUUCAAAGAAAUGGGCAACCACCAUAUCUUCCAUUGCUUCUUUUAUAUAUUUCCUUGUCAUUAUUCUUCAAAUUCCUCUUUUCAGCAUUCCCUGUACCGGCGGAAUAUGUAGAACACCAGUAGAGGUAACAUCCUCACAGUUAAUUGCAUCUGAAGUAUUUCCUUUAUUUCUAGUGAAGGCGCUACUCUACCCGGGGGCCUUUGCGAAUGCAUUCAUCAAGAACAAAGCAAUCCCAGGCUAUGAUAACUUGAAGUUAUAUAACUUCACCAAUGUAAAGGCAGCUGAUGCAAUCUCUGACCUACAGCGUCUAGAGGUUCUUGUUGGAAGCUACUUAUCAGUGGCAGGAGCAUUUCUUGGUCUCAUCAGACCAGGGAGAAUGAGCCUCUUUGGUAUGCUUCUCAUCGUAUGGGGGCUUGUAAGGGAAAUCUUUUCGAGCAAAUCAACGAGCACAGAUCUUAUAUAUAUGUACCCAGCAAUAUCAUUUGCCUUGUUUGCUGCCUUCUUGUCUAUAACAAGAGAUGUAAGGAGGAUAAUCCGUUGUUGCAGAGCUCCUCGAUGUGUGAAAACAAAACUUAUAUAAGUUGACGUACGCCUUCGUUACUCAUAUAUAUUUUUAAACUCUUCUCCUUUGUAUUCUUUGUUAAUCAUAAUGAAAGGAACAGUGUGUUUGAUAA
Molecule: messenger RNA, 736 nt
Organism: Malus domestica (apple)
Lineage: Eukaryota; Viridiplantae; Streptophyta; Magnoliopsida; Rosales; Rosaceae
Source: RefSeq, a predicted model, not a curated record